Drosophila serrata is the source of this 1963-nucleotide messenger RNA. Its product is annotated as phosphatidylserine lipase ABHD16A. Gene Ontology annotation, cellular component: endomembrane system. Gene Ontology annotation, molecular function: monoacylglycerol lipase activity; glycerophospholipase activity. The record is from RefSeq and is a predicted model, not a curated record. Gene Ontology annotation, biological process: monoacylglycerol catabolic process; phosphatidylserine catabolic process. Lineage: Eukaryota; Metazoa; Arthropoda; Insecta; Diptera; Drosophilidae.
ACAUAUUACAAAUACAAAUUGUACAUUACAAAGUGAGCUCUCCAGCCCUGGCAGAUCAUACAAACAUCUGCUAUUAGUGCGAGACCCUGGAACUUUCACAACGAUUGCAACAAAAUAAAAAAAAAAAACGACAGGAAAAUAUUCAAUAUUCAGACGGAAAAGUAAAUAUACAUACCGAAACGAAAGAUGAGCUCCUUCCUCAAUUACGUGUUUGGCCCGAAUCUCUUCAUGGAGUAUCGUGGGGUGCCGGAGCCGCAGCGCAAGAUGUACGAUGCGGGGGCCGCCGAACGUUUCGGUGAUCAAAUUCUGUCCACGCUGUCGGUUAUGUGGUCGGUCGGAUACUACACUUCUCCGCUGCUCGUCACAUUCCUGUACCGUCGCGGCUACCUAGUCGCAGACUCUAUACCGACGCUAGCCAAGAUUACCACUAGCCUGGGCCUCAUCGUCAUCAUUUCACUAGUGAUGCGCGGCCUGGGGCGCAAGCAGUCGCGCUCGUACUCCAACAUGAUGAAAGCCCUGGCGCGUGCCAAGGAAUCCAAGACGGCUGGCGGUGCAAGCAGCGAGCUGCGCCGCUUUGACAUCGAGUUUAAGGCUUGGCCAGUGGAUUUUGAUGUGAAGGCUCUUACUGGGGACACAAAGAAGCCGGUAGUAACGGCCAGCAGGCGCGAGCCGUUCCAGUUGGCCACCAUGCCCUGCGAGGUGAUUGCCUAUUUGGCCAUCAAAACCUUUGGGCUUUCCAUGAUCUAUCCCGGGUCCGUAAAGCUUUUGCAGAAAUUUAUGAGACCCAUGCUGAUCUCCGGACGCGCCAAGCUCAUCGAGGAUGAUAAUGGCAUCCGCUAUAAGGUUAAGACUAUAGACUCGAACGAAAUCGACACGUUGUUCAUUGACAACCGCAACGACAACGUAGGAAAUGGUAAGACCCUGGUCAUUUGCUCUGAGGGCAAUGCCGGAUUCUACGAAGUUGGAAUUAUGGGUACUCCCGUGGCCUUAAAGUAUUCAGUUCUUGGUUGGAAUCAUCCCGGAUUCGCUGGUAGUACGGGCACGCCGUAUCCACACGAGGACAAGAAUGCCAUCGAUGCUGUGGUGCAGUUUGCCAUCAAUAAUCUUGGGUUCUCAGUGGAGGACAUUAUCUUGUACGGCUGGAGUAUUGGAGGCUUUAGCACAUUGUAUGCUGCAUCAGUUUAUCCGGAUGUCAAGGGAGUGGUGCUGGACGCCACAUUUGACGAUGUGCUCUACCUGGCUGUACCUCGCAUGCCGUCUGGCCUGGCCGGAAUUGUGAAGGUUGCCAUUCGCAAUUACUGCAAUCUGAACAAUGCCGAAUUGGCCGCGGAGUUUAACGGUCCAAUAUCGUUUAUUCGCCGCACUGAGGACGAGAUAAUUGCCGAGGACAACCGCAUUGAUACCAAUCGCGGAAACUACUUGGUAUUGUCCGUGCUAAAGCAUCGGUAUCCCAACAUCUUUGGAACCUCUCAGUUAAACAAGGUCAAGGGGCUGCUAUCAAAGCCUCUGGAGCCGUACACUAUCCCAACCGCCGACGAGAAGCUCUGCAUGUCGCGCCUCAUCACUUACGCCUCCGAUGAGGGCAAGUCCUUCCCCAUGCACAUUGGAGCUGAAUACUCAGAGGAGGUGCGCAACCUCAUGGCUGUGUUCUUGUUGCGCAAGCAUUUACGUGACUACAACUCGACGCACUGCACCCAGCUACCCGGGGAGUUCUUUACCAUGCCCUGGGACAUUCCCACCGAGCACGGAUUCGUGUUCACCUAAGCCCGCCUACGGACUAUGGGUGUUAUUCCGAAGGGGUGAUGUGGCCGUGUAUGCUUAGACUUAGUGAAUUAUGGUUUUAGUCAUUUUGCACUCUGACUGCUUAUUAAAUUAUUCUAACUGGGAACAGCCGGGACGCUGACAUCUGGUGUAAAAUUGUCUCUUAUAUACGAAAUAAAUGUCACAAGCUAUAAACUAAUCA